Molecule: messenger RNA, 713 nt
Organism: Salvelinus namaycush (lake trout)
Lineage: Eukaryota; Metazoa; Chordata; Actinopteri; Salmoniformes; Salmonidae
Product: histone H1
Exons: 1
Coding region: 58-681 (207 amino acids)
Biological process (GO): nucleosome assembly
Cellular component (GO): nucleosome
Molecular function (GO): structural constituent of chromatin; DNA binding
Source: RefSeq, a predicted model, not a curated record
AGUACUCCUCCUCACAGACUACCGUAGUGUUCAGUAAGUGUGUGUGUUUACCGGACCAUGGCAGAAGUCGCACCAGCACCCGCCGCCGCCGCGCCGGCCAAGGCACCCAAGAAGAAGGCAGCGGCCAAGGCCAAGAAAGCGGGACCCAGCGUAGGCGAGCUCAUCGUCAAGGCGGUGUCCGCAUCCAAGGAGAGGAGCGGCGUGUCCCUGGCCGCGCUCAAGAAGAGUCUGGCGGCAGGCGGCUACGACGUGGAGAAGAACAACUCCCGCGUCAAGAUCGCCGUCAAGAGCCUCGUCACCAAGGGCACCCUGGUCCAGACCAAGGGCACCGGUGCCUCCGGCUCCUUCAAGCUCAACAAGAAAGCCGUCGAGGCGAAGAAGCCCGCCAAGAAAGCCGCGGCCCCCAAAGCAAAGAAGGUGGCCGCCAAGAAGCCCGCCGCGGCGAAGAAGCCCAAGAAGGUAGCAGCCAAGAAGGCCGUGGCCGCAAAGAAGUCCCCCAAGAAGGCCAAGAAGCCCGCUACACCCAAAAAGGUCGCCAAGAGCCCAAAGAAGGUGAAGAAGCCCGCCGCAGCGGCCAAGAAGGCGGCCAAGAGCCCCAAGAAGGCUACCAAGGCAGCGAAGCCCAAAGCAGCCAAGCCCAAGGCAGCCAAGGCCAAGAAGGCAGCCCCCAAGAAGAAGUAAAGCUAUUCCAAACGGUGUUCGACUCGACACAU